AUGGAUUACAGUGAAAUGGAUCCAGUUCUGCAGUUCGACGUUGGAGACGAUGAACCACCGGAGAAAAUAACAAUCAAUUGUGCGCAAGUGAUUUUAUUGACAAGUUUUGAAAAAGCGAAAUCCGAUUCUUAUCGUCUAGUAAGAAAACUCAGUCGUCAAGAAGUGAUGAACGUCGGAAAACCAGGAAGAAAGAGACCAGACCAACUGCGUAUGAUCCGAACUGCUGACAUAAAUCACCGCUCGCCGCAGACUGCUUUCUACGAGCCUUCGUCAAAACGUGCGAGCUCAGAAAACUCCUUCUAUAAACAAGUACCAAAAGUGCAGGCUAAAAAUAUAAUCAUUCUGAUGCCAAGGGCAACCAAUCAAACGCAGCAUUACCUGGAAAUGUAUACGCCAUUGCAAAGCAACCGUGUCCUCCAUAUGCCAAUUGCAAACGAGUACCGUGUGGAUGAAUUACGGUCGAACCUAGAACGGUCGGCAGCAUCAUGGAAUCUCGAAGAGUUCACUUGGUACGACUUGGAUCCUGAGGAGAUUUUCUAUCCCAGCGCUAUCACGUUGAAACGCUUGGAAGAGAGCCUCAAAUCAAGUCCCAAGAAGCCCUUCAUACCAAGAAUUCGGUACGAUGAUCAAGGAAACAUCGUGGUGCGCUGUCCUGGACAAAAGAACUGGUCAAACUGA
This is a messenger RNA of Cooperia oncophora, 678 nucleotides long. Lineage: Eukaryota; Metazoa; Nematoda; Chromadorea; Rhabditida; Trichostrongylidae. The record is from the annotation of a GenBank genome assembly.